AUGUUACAUUUCACAACUACAGAACGCGUUAUUAUCGGUACAUUGGGUAAUUGUCUCUCAAUUCUUGUUCUAUUACGGCAAAAUUUAAGACGUCAUGUGACAAUGAGAUAUUUAAUUGCUGUUAGUGUAGCCGAUACUGUAUCAUUAUAUGGAUGGAAUUUAAAUAAUUUUUACAAAUUCACAAUUAAUCCCAGGCAAGACAAUUUAGAAGAAAUAUCAAUAUUUCAUUGUCGAGCCGUAUCGUUUAUGUCAUUUGUCGGUUUACAAUUAUCGUCGUGGUGUUUAACGGCAGUUAGCCUAGACCGCUGUUUAAGUUUAUAUUCAAUGGCUUGGAAACACUCAUUUGGUAAAUUAUCCCGUACCGUAUAUAACAUACUUGCUUUAACAAUUCUUUGUCUCUUGCUUAAUUGCCACAUAUUAUUCAAAAAUGGUUAUCGUGUUAAUAAUCCAUCAUGCACACAAGAUUGUGUUAUCUGUUAUAAAACACCAACAGAUUCGACAUAUAUUUUUCCUAAUUGGGAACGUGUACAUCUUAUUGUUUACAAUCUAUUUCCAUUCAUCAUCAUGAGUGCUUGUAAUACGUACAUUAUCUAUGUCACUAUAAAUUCAUCUCGUAUAAAAACAAAAUCUCGUCGAUCUCAGAAUCAACUUCGUCAAAUAACAGUCAUGCUAAUUUCCGUUACGUUUGCAUUUAUACUUUUAACAUUACCCACAUGUGUCUAUUUCGUUUUUUUUCGUCAUCAUAUGUCUGGUGAACCACGUCUUUAUCGAUAUAUGUUACAAAUUAUUCUUGUUAGUAUUCAAUUUACGAGUCAUGCCGUCAAUUUUUUUCUCUACUGUUUUACGGCGACAAACUUUAGACAUGAAUUAUUUGCUGUUGUAAAAUUAAUCUGUCACAAACAGACAACAAAUAUACAGACACAAACGACCUUGCGAAUGCCUCAACAACAGGCGAAGGAGAACCAAGAUGGUGCAACAUUGGAAAAGCACCGAAUAGAAAUUAAUAAUAAGAACGUUAGAACUAUAGCUGGAAAGCAAAAAGAGAAAGAAAUCAUAAAAGAUACUUCAAGUCAAGAUGUAAUAAAUGAAGAUUCAAGUUAA
This is a messenger RNA of Didymodactylos carnosus, 1101 nucleotides long. Lineage: Eukaryota; Metazoa; Rotifera; Eurotatoria; Philodinida; Philodinidae. The record is from the annotation of a GenBank genome assembly.